AUGGCAGAGGAGAAGAGAAAAAUAGAAUUUGUUGAUGGACCUUGUAGAAUAAAACCAAGAAAAUUUCCAGCCCAGAAUAUUGUGCUGAGACUGAGACGUCGAGAAACUAUUGGAUGUCAAUAUCCGGGUACGCAGGUCCUGGUAGCUCGACAAUUUUACCAGAAUGUAUUUCCAAAUUUCACGGUAGUAAAUGUGGAAAAGCCACCGUGCUUUCUGCGAAAAUUCAGCCCCGAUGGCAGGUUUUUAGUGGCCUUCAGCGCCGACCAGACUUCAAUUGAGAUUUAUACCAAUAAUGAAGCGUUGACCCCAAAUCCAAGAUCACCGCUUGAAGAUUAUACUCUUCAUCUUAUUGAUCUUAAAAGCGGUAAAUUUUGUGAUUAUCGCCGUUUUUUAGUAGACAAAAUUUAUCUAUCUCAUAAUCAAGGGCUUUAUUUGUAUAAAGAUAUUUUAGCGGUCUUGUCAGUACAGCAUCAAACCAUUCAUAUAUUUCAAAUUCUUGAUGGAAUGUUCAUUGAAGUUAGAACUAUCGGAAGGUUUUGUCUAGAAGACGAAAGUUAUUUAUUAGCAUCAGCGUAUCCUAACAUAAACACAAGACCUUACAAAGAUACGAUGAUUAAUACACUUAAGCAUAAAUUAUUAAUACAUUUGUACAAACGCGCUGCAUAUAUCAGUAGCAAUUCAAAGGAUCCUUAUGAAUUGCGUCGAUUUUACCAGUACUUCGACCAGUUUGAAGCCUUGCGAAUGUGGAAGAUGCAAUUAUUGGAUACAAACCACAUCUUGGUCCGUUACGCAAGCGAAGAAGUCGCAACACUCCAAACAACGGACCCAAAUGCCCAUCCUGCCCUACUGGUGGUCUACAAUAUGGUCUCGGCAAAGGUGAUAGCUGCUUACGACAAUGCGUCACUGCAUAUGCAGACCCAGUUUGAGAAUUUUACAGACUUCUUCCGAAACUCAGACACUUCGUACAUGUGCUCGCCUUCAAAUAACAUUUACGCGCGGCUAACGCAGCAGAGGUACAAACAGACCAUUGUGAGUGCUAGGUACGGAGGAUUGACUGAAGCCACCAAAAGACUGCUAUCUCAAUUGCCAAUUUGUGCUCAGUCUUACUCGAGCUCGCCUUAUCUUGAUCUUUCACUCUUCUGUUAUGAUGACAAGUGGGUGUCGAUGAUGGAACGGCCUAAAGCUUGUGCUGAACAUCCUAUCAGAUUUUACGCAAGAGACUCAGGAUUAUUAAAAUUUCGCUUGCAUGCAGGAAUGUUGGGAAGAACAACUCCCGUAGUAGCAAGAAGACUUGUCGCAUUUACGUUUCAUCCUACUGAUCCCUUUGCAAUAUCAGUUCAACGUACCAACGCUGAGUAUAUUGUUAGUUUUCACGUUCGGCAUGAUUAA
This is a messenger RNA of Cotesia congregata, 1389 nucleotides long. The record is from the annotation of a GenBank genome assembly. NCBI's taxonomy places the organism in Eukaryota, Metazoa, Arthropoda, Insecta, Hymenoptera, Braconidae.